Messenger RNA from Suillus subaureus, 669 nucleotides. RefSeq lists its product as uncharacterized. The record is from RefSeq and is a predicted model, not a curated record. Lineage: Eukaryota; Fungi; Basidiomycota; Agaricomycetes; Boletales; Suillaceae. The transcript is spliced from 5 exons. Bases 1 to 669 code for a protein of 222 amino acids.
AUGAAUGCGAACGACAACAGCUUCAGUGCAGCAUGGAAAAUUGAUACGAGUGAAGUUGAGAGGCAGCAGUGGGAGGCAUUGAUUCAGCAUAAGCUUGAUUCUGCCACUGCUGCCAAGAAGAAGGCUACAGGGAAGCAGGCAUCUGAUUCUGCCAAGGAAACUUGUUUUGCAGGUGUUGUGCUGGUGCUCGAUCAAAACCAACUCGUAUGCUUGCUUGGUCCAGCUCUCAAGGAUCAGAUUGAGGUUUAUUGCUGUCUAGGAGCAGAGAAGCAUAUUCCACUCAAAUCACACCUCAAGAGCAAGUCACAGCACCUUGAGUUGCUCAAGAAGCUUUUGGGUCAUCACUCAGCAUGUUUACAAGUGCUGCACAUAGGAUACUUUAGCAUAAUCUACACUAGUUUCCACCACAAUAUAAUGCACAAUAACUGCUUUGCUGUUGAGUACGCACUCGGUUUCAAGAAAAUGGACCAUUUAGGGGUUUUUGGCUUAUAUAAGCGUCACACUUUGUUGAAUUCCUCAGACCAGCCCCAACGUACUGGUGGUAUCCAGGAUGAACUUGACUCAAUGCAAUCCAAGACAUACUCAGAGAAGAGGGCUUGCUUUGCAGAGAUGUUGGGGAAGCACAAACUCACUGGCAAACCCAGCUCCAAGGAUCAUCAACUGGUGUGA